Molecule: messenger RNA, 2739 nt
Organism: Malus domestica (apple)
Lineage: Eukaryota; Viridiplantae; Streptophyta; Magnoliopsida; Rosales; Rosaceae
Product: neutral ceramidase 1
Biological process (GO): long-chain fatty acid biosynthetic process; ceramide catabolic process; sphingosine biosynthetic process
Cellular component (GO): extracellular region
Molecular function (GO): N-acylsphingosine amidohydrolase activity
Source: RefSeq, a predicted model, not a curated record
GUACACAAAAGGAACGCUCCCGCAACGUCAAAUAAAAAAAUAUUAUAAAAAGUAGCUGAAAAUUCCAAGCUAAAAAACUAUAUUUAAGCAUCCGUGUCUUCCCUUCCCCGCUACCAGAACCUGUCGUUCUUCGCUUUGACUCCAUUACAAAACUGCAGGUGAUGAUCGAGCUGUAAUCGGUUCUUUUGAGGAGAGAGCAGGAAUGGAGUUUUUGGGUAUCGCCAAUUCCAAGGAUACAGGAAAGUACAGAGGUUUGUGGGCUAAAUUCGUAAUUUUGAUCCUUCUUUGUAGUAGCGGAGGAGCAGUCUCCGGUUCAGAGUAUUUGAUCGGUCUCGGGAGCUAUGACAUCACGGGGCCGGCCGCCGAUGUCAACAUGAUGGGGUACGCGAACACGGAGCAGGUCGCUGCCGGAGUCCACUUCCGGUUGCGGGCUCGGACAUUCAUUGUGGCGGAGCCGCAAGGGAAGCGGGUGGCGUUUGUGAAUCUCGAUGCUUGCAUGGCGUCGCAACUUGUGAAAUUGAAGGUGGUCGAGAGGUUGAAGGCAAGGUAUGGGGAUUUAUACACCGAAAAGAAUGUAGCUAUUAGUGGAAUUCACACCCACGCUGGCCCUGGUGGUUAUCUGCAAUAUGUGGUGUAUAUUGUGACAUCUCUUGGAUUCGUCCGUCAGUCAUUUGAUGUUCUUGUUGAUGGAAUUGAAAGUAUUACUCAAGCUCAUGAAAAUCUUGCGCCGGGAUCAAUUUUUGUUAAUAAGGGGGAAAUUUUAGACGCUGGUGUAAAUCGCAGUCCUAGUGCUUAUCUCAAUAACCCUGCAGCAGAGCGCAGUAUUUACAAGUAUGAUGUUGAUAAAGAUAUGACUCUUCUGAAGUUUGUUGAUGAUCAAUGGGGUCCAGUGGGUAGCUUUAAUUGGUUUGCGACUCAUGGAACUUCCAUGAGUCGUAGUAACUCAUUGAUUAGUGGGGAUAACAAGGGUGCUGCUGCACGAUUUAUGGAAGACUGGUUUGAAGAGAAUGGUGCUAAAAGUGCAUACUCUCAUGAAUUUGCUGCUGAUGGAAUCCCUCGAAGAGUCUCAAACUUACUUUAUGACCGUCAUGACAAUCACCAUGAGUUACUAGAGCUUGCUGCAUCCUUUCAGUCUCGUCCUGGUAAGCCAGCAACCAGGACCUUGAGUGUUGCAAGACGUGUCAGGGGUGCACUAAGGCAGGCGGACAAGCCUCAAUUUGUUUCUGCAUUUUGUCAAUCGAACUGUGGUGAUGUAAGCCCCAAUGUUCUAGGCGCUUUCUGUACAGACACUGGGUUACCUUGUGAAUUUAAUCACAGUACCUGUGGUGGGAAGAAUGAGUUGUGCUAUGGCCGUGGACCAGGCUACCCAGAUGAAUUUGAAAGUACACGUAUAAUUGGUGAGAGGCAACUCAAAAAAGCUGUGGAUCUUUUCAACAAGGCAUCUGAGAAGUUGAAGGGGAAAGUUGACUAUCGUCAUACUUAUGUAGACUUCUCCCAACUUGAAGUAACCCUUCCCAAAAAGGGAGGAGGUUCGGAGGUGGUAAAAACAUGUCCUGCUGCAAUGGGGUUUGGAUUUGCUGCUGGAACCACUGAUGGACCUGGGGCUUUUGAUUUCAAGCAAGGCGAUGAUAAGGGAAAUCCAUUCUGGAGGUUGGUGCGCAAUGUACUUAAAAAGCCAGGCCAGGAACAAGUGGAAUGUCAGAGUCCAAAGCCGAUCUUGCUUGAUACUGGUGAAAUGAAGGAACCAUAUGACUGGGCGCCUUCAAUACUUCCAAUUCAGAUCAUCCGAGUAGGACAGCUUGUCAUUCUCAGUGUACCUGGAGAAUUUACAACAAUGGCCGGUAGGCGCCUCCGUGAUGCUGUGAAGUCAGUACUGACUAGUGGUGGUAAUGGCGAAAAUGUUCACGUUGUUAUAGCUGGAUUGACUAAUACAUAUUCACAGUAUAUCACUACCUUUGAAGAGUAUCAGGUGCAGAGAUACGAGGGUGCCUCCACUCUGUAUGGGCCGCACACACUCAGUGCCUACAUUCAGGAGUUCAAGAAGCUUGCUACCGCUCUCACCAGUGGCAAAUCCAUUGCAGAAGGUCCACAACCCCCAGAUCUCCUUGAUAAACAAAUAAGCUUACUUACACCAGUUGUGAUGGAUGGAACCCCUCGGGGCAUUAGUUUUGGGGACUGCAGCUCCGAUGUUCCUCAAAACUCCACCUUCAAGAAAGGCCAUGACAUGGUGACAGUUACCUUCUGGUCUGCUUGCCCUCGAAAUGACCUUAUGACUGAAGGUACAUUCGCCCUUGUGGAAAUUCUCCAUGGAGAAGAUACUUGGGUUCCAGCUUAUGAUGACGAUGAUUUCUGCCUGCGGUUUAAGUGGUCAAGACCCGCCAAACUUAGUACCAGAAGUCAGGCAACCAUAGAAUGGAGAAUUCCUCAGUCUGCAACUCCCGGCGUAUACAGAAUUAGACAUUUCGGUGCGUCAAAGAAUUUCGUGGGAUCCAUUCGCCAUUUUACAGGUUCAUCUAGUGCAUUCGUGGUAGCAUAAGAUGGCGUAUAUUAUCUGUAACUUUAUACGCGAAUACUUGUUAGUAUUUUGUGCUAAUUAUACGGCCGAGUAGUUACCACGGACUCUUAUCUCUUGCGUGUACAGAGAGCAUCUCGUAUUCCUUCCUUUGUACUAUGUUGCGGUGUAAUCACGAAGUUGUUUGUGCAAUAUAAUUUUACACUACUUUCUUGCUGUUUGCUAAA